Messenger RNA from Eucalyptus grandis, 1949 nucleotides. RefSeq lists its product as uncharacterized. The record is from RefSeq and is a predicted model, not a curated record. NCBI's taxonomy places the organism in Eukaryota, Viridiplantae, Streptophyta, Magnoliopsida, Myrtales, Myrtaceae. The transcript has 5 exons. The coding region runs from base 811 to 1335 and encodes 174 amino acids.
AGAGACAGAGACAGAGACGUUGCAGCCUUGCAUUUGUGCAGGCCUUUGCCUUCUCUCUCUCUCUCUCUCCUCUGUCAUCGCUGUUGCCCAAUAACACGAGAACGCUUUUGCUUCUCUCUCCUCCCCCACCUUUCUCUCCCUGUCCAUAUUAUUUUUCUUUUCCGCAGCAGAUUCUCUUUCCCCCAUUCCUCCUCCCCUCCUCCGGCGAAAAAAUCCUCCUCCCAACGCGUCUAUAAGUUGAACUGCACCUCUCCUAAAUGACCCUUCUUUGUACCUCUCGCCUAACCUUCUCCUCUGUUGCUUGUUAAUACUCCUUCCCCUCCUGAUUUUCUUUCUUUUCUUUUUUUUUUUCCUUCCCCUCCAAAAGAUUGGUCCUCCUUUGGGAGGCGCCCCUUGUACAGUUUUUAGCUCAGAUCUUGAUGACAUGUGGGUUUCCGUUUAAAUCGGAGCUGAGAUUUGGGGGAUCUGCGAAGCUUCCUUAAUUUCUUGGCCUGCCUGAAAUUCAUCUUUUCAAAGCAAGCAAGUUUUUUCUUUUUUCCUUUUAAAAAAAUUUGUUUUAGGUCCGUUUCCGGACCCUAUGUUGCCAGAUCCAUGUUGGCAGAGCACAAAUCCUGCAGAUUCGCUAUCGCCCCAUUUUGGUCGUGACCUUCCCUCCAUGGAAUCGGGCUAAUUUCGCCAGUUCCGUCGGUUUCUUGGAGAACUUCUUGGGGAAAAAUUCGAGCCUGCCGAUUAAUCCGACGUUCGUGGAACUUGUAUACACAAAUAUCAACUCGGAGAGAGCGUAAAUUUAUCUUUCAAGAACAGCGAAAAAUGAAUCCCUGUUCGAUCCAGCAAAGUGCGUUCGUGUCCCGCGAAGAAAUGAGGAGAGAGGCGGUGGUUUGUCCGAAGCCUCGCCGUCUUAAUUUGUUCAGCGCCCCCAUCCAGGAGCACCACCCAAUCAGGCCCUUCAGAUGGCACUUGGGGAGCCAAGCUGAACUGAGCGAUCUGAAAGCAGGGACUGAGGUUUUGGAUAUCAUCCUGACCAAGGGUGGCAAUGGUAUGGAAGAAUUUAGUGCACAGAUGGCCUCGUCGCCCCCAUUUUUUUGCGGGUCACCGCCGAGUAGAGUAGCUAACCCAUUAAUUAAAGAUGAUCGGUUCGGGGACGAUAGCUUCGCCCCGUUCUCGCCGCUGUCUCCGAUCCCUACCCCUUUGGGACCGUCCUUGUCUCCAUCAUCUUCUUCAAGGAAAGGAGGCUGUGUUCGCGCAAGUUUUGGGAACAAACCUGCGGUGAGAGUGGAGGGGUUCGAUUGCCUCAACAGGGACCGCAGGAACUGCGGGAUCCCAGCGCUGGCAUAGAGAGACAGCGGAGGCCCCACGAACCGAAUCACACGCCGACCACUAAAGUCAUCCGUUUUUUACUGCUAAACUUGAUGAGCGCGGGAGAUUUUUGAAAUCACGAGGGAGCACGGAAGGAGCAUGUCUCUUUUUUGUUAGUGUAUAUAUAUGUUAAAAAAGGUUCUAUGUAAAUUGAAUGGGAAGUGUCUUGUAAGUAAAAUGAGUCGUUGACCAAAAUAAUUGAGAGAGGGAGUGUCCUUUAGGUGUCUAUUGGAUGGAAAGUUUACUGAGAAACUUGGCUUGAGCUGAGAUGGGAGAUCGACCUUUUAAAUUUUUCUAACCCCCUUUGUUUGUCUAUCCUCUUUGGUUUAUUUUGUAUGUAAAGAGAGUCGAAAGAUGAUGUGGGGGAGUUUUUAAGAGUCUUUUGAAAGUUUCGUGGAGCCGGCUUAAAGAGGGUGAAGUUGUACAAAUCAGGUCGAAGUUGAGUAAUCGAAGUUAGUAAUUUAUGUGUAAAUAGAAACCCCUUUACUUAUAUCUGAACUUUCUGUUGGGAGUCUCUGUUUCUCUUCCCCAUUGUUGUCUUCUUGUCAACUGGGGAUGGACAAUGGACAUGGAUGGAAUCUGCUUUCUUUUGA